AUGGGCAACAAGCAGUCUUACGACGUCCAGCAGUCCAAGAAAAACCCCAACCCCGCGGCGUCGCCAAGUGGGAAAGUGCACCGGGUGCAUGAUGCCACCCACACUGACGUAAUCUCCAUCCAAAACGAAAAUUCCCCUUCCUCGCCGGCAAGAAGUUCGAUCACGAGCUCGAUCCAUAUUUCCGAAGUAGCCGUCGAUGUCGUGCCGCAGCCUAGUUUAGCAAGCCUGGCCGAAUCUCCGGACCCCCAAGCGAAGUCAGUCUUUACAACCGAAGCCGAAUACGAGGUCCAGGCCCGCGUUGAGCUGGUCACUGAUGAUAAGCCGAUCGCUGAGAUUCCAGUUGCGAAGCUUUUCCGCGUCAAACCCCUGCCAGAGUGUGACCUCGAGAAGGAGCCAACGGAGAGUUGCUAUGCU
Messenger RNA from Mesorhabditis spiculigera, 414 nucleotides. Lineage: Eukaryota; Metazoa; Nematoda; Chromadorea; Rhabditida; Rhabditidae. The record is from the annotation of a GenBank genome assembly.